UUUAAGCGUCGCAUACGCGCUUUUGUUUGUUUUGAUUUUCUUGUGCGUGUGGACGUGUUUCCUCUCCUCCAAAUAAAGGGCCAACUGAAUCUCGCUCCUCCUCCUCCUCUGUUCUUUUUCAUCCCUCGUCUCUGCAUCCAAUCCCAUCUCUCCCUUGACCCCAUACGCAUAUACAGCUAUUCAAAAUGCUCGAAGCCAGACUCCCCACCGGUGCCCUCCUCAAGAAGGUCCUUGAGGCAGUUAAAGACUUGAUCACGGAUGCAAACUUUGACUGCUCCGACAACGGUAUCGCUCUUCAGGCGAUGGACAACUCCCAUGUUGCGCUAGUCGCGCUUUUGCUCCGCCACGAUGGAUUUGAGCCCUACAGAUGCGAUCGCUCGCUCGCCCUUGGCGUCAACCUUGGUUCCUUGACCAAGGUUUUGCGUUGCGCAGGAAACGAUGAUAUUAUCACACUCAAGGCUGAUGAUACUGCAGAUGUCCUCAGCUUGACCUUUGAAAACAGCGAGAACGACAGGAUCUCGGAAUACGAGCUCAAGCUGAUGGAUAUUGACAGUGAGCACUUGGGUAUCCCCGAAACGACCUACGACGCCGUUGUGCAGAUGUCGUCAAACGAGUUUGCACGCAUUUGCAGAGACCUUCAGGUACUCUCGGAUUCUGUCCAGAUCGAUGUGACCAAGGAGGGUAUCAAGUUUGCGGCCAAGGGUGAACUCGGUUCCGGUGCUGUGACGUUGAAGCAGAAUGCUAAUGUCGACAAGGAGGAUGAGGCGACCUUGAUCGAGCUCCAACAGAACGUGUCGCUGAACUUCUCGCUCAAGUACCUUGUUGGGUUCGCAAAGGCGACUGCAUUGUCGAGCCGUGUUUCGUUGUCGAUGUCGAGCGAGGUGCCUCUAUUGGUCGAGUACAAAAUGGAGGCUGGAUACAUUCGCUACUACUUGGCCCCCAAGAUUGGUGAGGACCACUAAGUGGAGUGCUUACGCGUACAGUGACAAAAUGGACAUGGGAACAAGAACAUAACAUAAUUACGAAUGCGAAUAAAGAAACAAAAUAAUAACAC
Molecule: messenger RNA, 1054 nt
Organism: Gamsiella multidivaricata
Lineage: Eukaryota; Fungi; Mortierellomycota; Mortierellomycetes; Mortierellales; Mortierellaceae
Product: proliferating cell nuclear antigen
Exons: 3
Coding region: 186-962 (258 amino acids)
Biological process (GO): leading strand elongation; mismatch repair; translesion synthesis
Cellular component (GO): PCNA complex
Molecular function (GO): DNA polymerase processivity factor activity; DNA binding
Source: RefSeq, a predicted model, not a curated record